CAAACACACUCUCUCUCUCUCUCUCUCUCUCUCUCUCUCUCUCUCUCUCUCUCUCUACAUCUCUCCCCUGUUUUGACACUCUGUUUCACCUCUAUUCAAACCCAUAUUUUCUCCCUAAAAAGAGACACAAAAAAAAAAAAUCAAACACCAUGUGUGAAACAAAUCAAGAACAAACCAACAUGAUUUUCACCAACCCUUUAAUCCCAAAACCAAAAAAAAACCAAACUUUUCAUCACCAUCUCUCUCAUACCUUCAAAGAAAUGACAUCCAUUUCAAAGAUAGCUUUUCCAAUGAUCCUAACUUGUGUUCUCUUAUAUUUUAGAUCCAUGAUUUCAAUGUUUUUUCUUGGUCAUCUCAAUGAACUUGCUCUUGCUGGUGGUUCCCUUGCUGUUGGUUUUGCCAACAUCACUGGUUACUCCAUUCUUUCUGGUCUUGCUGUUGGUAUGGAACCAAUUUGUGGUCAAGCUUUUGGUGCUAAAAAGUUUACACUUCUUGGUCUUUGUCUUCAAAGAACCAUUCUUUUACUCCUUUUGGUUUCAAUACCAAUAUCAAUUUCAUGGCUUUACAUGAAAAAACUUCUUUUGUUUUUUAACCAAGAUGAAGAAAUAGCAACAAUGGCUCAAAUAUAUUUACUUUAUUCAAUUCCUGAUCUUGUUGCACAAUCCUUCAUUCACCCUUUGAGAAUUUACCUUAGGACUCAAUCCAUUACUCUUCCUCUUACCCUUUGUGCAACUUUCUCAAUUAUUCUUCACAUACCCAUUAAUUAUUUUCUUGUUUUUUAUCUUGAUUUGGGUAUAAAGGGUGUUGCUUUAAGUGGGGUAUGGACAAAUUUCAACCUUCUUGGUUCUUUGAUUUUAUACAUUUAUUUUUCCGGCACACACGAAAAAACGUGGGCCGGGUUUUCUUUAGAAUGUUUCAAAGAAUGGAAGACACUUCUUAACCUCGCCAUUCCAAGCUGCGUUUCUGUUUGCUUGGAAUGGUGGUGGUAUGAAUUUAUGAUAAUCUUUUGUGGAUACUUAAGUAAUCCAAAAACAAGUGUUGCAUCAAUGGGGGUGUUGAUCCAAAUUACUUCAUUGAUGUACAUUUUACCUUAUUCACUAAGCAAUAGUGUUUCAACAAGAGUUGGUAAUAUGAUAGGUGCACAAAAGCCAUCAAAAGCUAAACUUUCUGCAAUUUCAGGACUUUCUUUCAGUUUCAUUUGUGGGGUAUUGGCAUUUAUUUUCACUCUUUGUGUAAGAAACAUGUGGGCUAGUAUAUUUACAAAAGACCAAAGAAUCAUUGAUUUAACAUCAAUGGUUUUGCCAAUUAUAGGUUUAUGUGAAUUAGGUAAUUGUCCUCAAACAACAGGUUGUGGUGUUCUUAGAGGAACAGCAAGGCCUAAAGUUGGUGCUAAUAUCAACUUAGGUUGUUUUUAUCUCAUUGGAAUGCCGGUUUCGAUUUGGUUAGCUUUUUAUGGUGGUUAUGAUUUUAAAGGUCUUUGGCUUGGUUUACUUGCUGCUCAGGCAUCAUGUGCUGUUACUAUGUUGAUUGUUCUUUAUAAAACUGAUUGGAAAUUUGAAGCUUUAAGAGCAAGGAAACUUACUGGUGAGAAUGAGAACAAUCAAAUUGAUGAAGAGAAGUCACUUGUUUAUGUAAACAAUGAAGAUUGUUUGUCAUUUUUUGAUGAUGUUUCUGAUGAAGAAGAAGAUGAUGAUAAUGAUGAUGAUGAUGAUGAUGAAGGGUGUUUAUGUUUGGUUUAAUAAAUCUCUUUUGUAAAGAGAAAAAAUAGAUAGUAAUAAUAAUACCAUUUAUGAAAUUUGUCUUUAACUGUAUAUAGAGUAGUAGCAGGUAGAGACAUAUUAUGACUUUUAUAUAAAUAUGAGAUUAAUUUUCGUA
Messenger RNA from Trifolium pratense (red clover), 1875 nucleotides. Its product is annotated as protein DETOXIFICATION 49-like. The coding region runs from base 150 to 1739 and encodes 529 amino acids. Gene Ontology annotation, biological process: xenobiotic detoxification by transmembrane export across the plasma membrane. Gene Ontology annotation, molecular function: antiporter activity; xenobiotic transmembrane transporter activity. NCBI's taxonomy places the organism in Eukaryota, Viridiplantae, Streptophyta, Magnoliopsida, Fabales, Fabaceae. The record is from RefSeq and is a predicted model, not a curated record. Gene Ontology annotation, cellular component: membrane. The transcript has a single exon.